AUGUUCAUGAACAGGGGUGUUGAAAGCUAUUUGGUUAAUACAGAUACUGAUGAUGAACGGAAGACUAUUGAAGUAUGCACGCAACCAGAGUUGUCUACUAGAAUAUUAAAAAAAUCAGAUCUCUCUAUCAAGCAACGGCUUGGACCACUUCUAUGGGACCAGGAAGUAUCUAGAUCACAUAUUGAUGUUACUUUCGACAGUCCACCCGAUCUUGUCGCUGAAACUAUCACUAAUCUACUAAAAGAACCGAACGAGGAUUUAAUAAAGCGAACUGUUGAUAUUUUGGGUGUUCAGCGAGCUCUCGAAUUUUACUACCUUACGGAAGAUAUCGAGAACAAUGGUGGUCUCUACUUAAUGGAUGGGUCUCGAAGACGAUCACCUGGUGGUGUUUAUCUUAAUCUAAUCAAACAUUCCUAUUCAGUAAAGAAAGAAGAAAAGAAGUUGAUCUUUCUAAUUGAUAGACAAAUGAAGGAUAAGUUGAAAAGAGCUCGCAGGAAUUCUCGUCGUGUAAGAAAAUAUGAAGAGUCAGACAUUGUAUGCGAACUUCCAAGCAAUCCAGCGAAAUUAGUCGAAUCCGAUUGUCCUUCUCCUUUAGAUAUUCACAGUUCUCAAGAACCAGUUAUUUUGGAAGGUGAAAUUUCACAACCUGCUUCUCCUGUAAUUAUAAUGGAUACAACGUGUGCAAGUCCGUGUGAAAAAUCACCCGAAGAUAAUGAAAGUAUGGAAGAAGGUGAAUUGCCUCCUAGUGAUGACGAUAUCUAA
Schistosoma curassoni is the source of this 762-nucleotide messenger RNA. Lineage: Eukaryota; Metazoa; Platyhelminthes; Trematoda; Strigeidida; Schistosomatidae. The record is from the annotation of a GenBank genome assembly.